Messenger RNA from Lycium ferocissimum, 813 nucleotides. RefSeq names its product 15.4 kDa class V heat shock protein. The coding region runs from base 142 to 555 and encodes 137 amino acids. NCBI's taxonomy places the organism in Eukaryota, Viridiplantae, Streptophyta, Magnoliopsida, Solanales, Solanaceae. The transcript is spliced from 2 exons. The record is from RefSeq and is a predicted model, not a curated record. Gene Ontology annotation, biological process: response to salt stress; protein folding; response to heat.
AAGAUCACCAAUGCCACCAACUUGGCUAGGCUUAUAUAAGGUCAAAAUCAACUCUCUUUUCAUCCCCUAAAAUAAACAACCAACCACCUCUCUUCCAGCCACCAACUUUUCCUCCCAAAUCCUCUUCUCUUUUCCAAGAACAUGGAGUUCUCAACUUUCCACCCCUCUACCUGGAAUUCUUUCUUCACCUCUCCUCUCCUCUUUCCCUAUCAGUUCAUUCCUGAGAAUUAUGUUCACUGGAGAGAGACCCCUGAAUCUCACAUAUACUCUGCUGAUCUUCCAGGUGCGAAGAAAGAGGAAAUAAAGGUGGAAGUUGAGGAUUCAAGAUACCUGAUAAUAAGAACUGAAGCUGCGGAUGAAUCCACAGAGCCAAUAAGGAGCUUUAUGAGGAAAUUCAGGCUACCUGGAAUGGUAGAUAUGAAUGGAAUUUCUGCUAGUUAUAGAGAUGGUGUUUUGACAGUCAUAGUUCCAAGAACACUUGUGAGAAGGGGAUUCUUCAUUGAACCAGCUGACUUACCAGAAAGAAUGGUGAAUCUUGGUGCCAGAGCUGCUUGAUUUUUUUCUUCCAGACAAGAUUGGUUGAUAUUAAUUAAAACUUAAUCUUGUAAGCAUUCAUUUUUUUUGUGUGGGUUGGGGGGGGGGGGGGUGGUGGGGAUCAUUGCUCAGGAAUAGACAAUGAUUUCAAGAUUGUGCUCUCUUGGAGAGUCUGUACAUAAGUUAGAUUAAUUGUAAUCCUUAAACUGAAUUUGCUGUCAUUUUUUAAACUUUUAAGCUUGUGAAUAUAUGUUUGUAACAAAAGUUUGGCCUGCAGUC